UGGUCCUGAUCGGUCCUUUGAGAAAGCGCCUAUUUGCGCUAUCAAUACCAUAAAGUGAUCCGAAUAGAAUGUUGAGCCUUUUAUUUAAGGCGUAAUAUUUCUUUGUUUUCAUGCUGUUCCCAGUCACCGAACGGAAGCCUUGCACAGCCUCAGCCUUGUCAGACACACAUGGCAAGCGCCGCGAACACGGUUCACAUUCACGGGACGAUCGACUCUUUAUAGAUAUCAACCGCCAUCUACGGUACUGCAGCUUUCACAAUCACGCAUCGGGUACCAGCGUGGGUAAAAAUAAGUUCGCUCCUUUCACCGUUAUUGGUGAAAGAACAGAGGCUCAGACCAACACCGGACUAUUCUUUCAACGGUAGCCUCUAUUUAAACUCAGAUGUCCCGAAGAAGCUCGCGCCUUGCCAACUCCAUCUUACCUCUUGCAAAGAAAGCACGGACGAGCAAAAUGAACGAAUUUCAUAUUCCAGAUGAGGUGUUGGAAUUUCCAGCUUUCAAAAACUGGAUCGAAACUUUAAAGUCGAACUUGGCGCUCCAAGAAAUUCCCGGACAUGUCUAUCACACGUCUCCUUAUUACCUGCGAGACAUCAAGAUUCAAGCCCUUGAUCGGUUCGGCAAGCGCAUCGGAUUCAUGAAGAUUGUGGCCCACAUCACCAACUCCGAGGGCGAGUUUCUACCGGGUGCGAUAUUCUUAAGGGGUGCCAGUGUGGGCAUGCUAGUCCUUCUUCAACCUGACGACUUGCCAGCUAGCAGCCAGGAUGAAAAGCACGUGAUUAUGACUGUGCAAAGCCGUGUUGCAGCUGGAGGCUUGCAAUUUGUCGAGUUGCCAGCUGGUAUGGUCGACAACGGAACAUUCGCAGGAACUGCCGCAAAGGAGAUUGAAGAAGAGCUCGGUCUGAAGAUUCGCGAGGAUGAGCUGAUCAAUUUGAGCGAAUUGGCAAUCCCGCCUACCAAGGAGGGAGAAGAGCAAUGCCCUAGAGCCAUGUUUCCCAGCUCUGGCGGGUGUGACGAGUACAUUCCGAUUUUUCUUUACGAGAAAAGAGUUCCCAGAGGCCAACUAAAAGGAUGGACGGGGAGGUUGACUGGUUUGAGAGAGGAAGGCGAAAAGAUCACUUUGAAGUUGGUCAAGCUGGAGGAUUUGUGGCUUGAAGGCGCAAGGGAUGCAAAAGCAUUGGCAGCCUGUGCACUCUAUGAGGGCCUAAAGAGAAGCAGAAAGUUAUGAUUGGUGGUCAUUGAGCGUCGUACUUCAGUCAAAUCACUGGUUUUCGUUACAUAGAUGGUCAACGGGAGCUGUGACCGUACAGUACCACAUUCGUUACUUGGGAAACUUUAGCUGGUUCGUCUCUUAUUGAGGAGAAGCUGACUGUUAUUAAAUGGCAAGUUUCUCAAAUGUGGCAGAAAGUGGAAGGUGCAGGCAUUCGGGAAAGAUUACAUUGAUAUUUCAUCUACCACGACUUUGUCUCAGGAAGAGUCCUUGAUCGUUUCAAUGCUUCGUAGAGGGACCAGGCCGCCAAGGUCUUCGCAUCCCUUGCCCCGAUCUUCCAAAGAUCUUCGUAUGGUAAUAUUCUGACUGUUAUCAUCUCUGAUUCUCCCGUUCUCUUCCCACUCAGUCUCCCCUUAAGAGACUCGAUCUCUUGUCUAUCAAGCACCUUCUCCCACAGAAAGAGUGCGAUGAACUCGUCACAACCCCCAGGGCUAGGAUACAUUCCAAUUUGCAGCUCCUCUUUGGAUGACUGCCCCUUGAUCUGGUCUAAAGCGAGUUUUGUCAAGUCCUGCAACUCAUUGGUAUGUACAGUGAGCCCAGUUUCUUCGCGAAUCUCGUUCAACGCAGCGCUGUGAAAGUUUUUGUUGUCAUCAAUCAUUCCGGCUGGGAUCUCCAGGAAUCGCAGACUUCCUGCUGGUAUUCGUGGCUGCUCGGUCAUGAUCACCCAUCUCUCCGUAUUCGAGUCGGAUGGCCGAAGUAUCAUCAACAUUGCGAUGCUUCCCCCUCGCAGGAAUACAACCCCUGGCAGCUUGGAGGCCUCUUUAUUCGGACGCUC
Molecule: messenger RNA, 2042 nt
Organism: Cadophora gregata
Lineage: Eukaryota; Fungi; Ascomycota; Leotiomycetes; Helotiales; Ploettnerulaceae
Exons: 4
Coding region: 383-1225 (280 amino acids)
Biological process (GO): ribose phosphate metabolic process; nucleoside phosphate metabolic process
Molecular function (GO): ADP-ribose pyrophosphatase activity; ADP-glucose pyrophosphatase activity
Source: RefSeq, a predicted model, not a curated record